Messenger RNA from Sclerotinia sclerotiorum 1980 UF-70, 1080 nucleotides. RefSeq lists its product as hypothetical. Bases 1 to 1080 code for a protein of 359 amino acids. The transcript has 2 exons. The record is from RefSeq and is a predicted model, not a curated record. NCBI's taxonomy places the organism in Eukaryota, Fungi, Ascomycota, Leotiomycetes, Helotiales, Sclerotiniaceae.
AUGUCGACUGCUGCGGAGAAAGCAAAUCUUGCGCGCAUUCGAGAUAAUCAAAGACGGUCCCGCGCCCGGAGGAAAGAGUACCUUCAAGAACUCGAGGCACGAUUGCGUCAAUGCGAACUUCAGGGUAUUGAAGCUUCUUCCGAGAUUCAAAUGGCGGCAAGAAGAGUAGCAGAUGAGAACAAAAAGUUACGAAGUCUACUGGCACAGCAAGGAGUGGGAAGUGAUAUAGUGGAGUCCUAUCUACAAAUGAGUUCUGAAGAUCUGAUGAUAUCGGGGCAAUAUGCGAGUGAAAGUACUUCAGUGCAACAGUUGGAGCACCUACUUCAGGCGCGAAAGGCUUGCUGUUCAGAUGGAAACAGUCAUCCGAGCGCAACAACGAUGGGUCAAACAGUCCAGAGUCGAGAGAGUUCUUGUAGUGGCAAUACCGUGCACUCAUUAUGGGAUCCAGUUCAAACCUCAGGUAGCUUAAGUCUAGGGCAAACACAACCAUCGAUUAUCAAGGGAGUUUCAACAGCACAACAAUUCAUGGGUCCACGAAGAAGCAGCGCAACAAGUCGACAUGGCAGUAUUAGUCAGAAUUCCAGUACUGUCAGAACAGUUCACAACCAACAACAACAGCAAAGAUUCAACAUGACACCACUAGCAUUACCAAAUACACAACAUGGAGUAUCAUCCAGUCUCUCCAUUCAAACCCCUUCAGUCUACGAUUUUGACCCUCAAUAUCUCUCCAACCAAUCCUACCAUACCCUAUCUCCACAGACCCCUCACAUGCAUCCCCACUUACAAUCUCACACGAACCCUCAUUCCAAUUCAAAUCCCAAUACCCGUUCAUCCAUCUCAUCUCAUCAAACCUCACCACCAAUAUCAACAACAUACACCACCGCCAUGACCACCGAUAAUAACGUACCCAACAUGAAUAGUUGCGUUUUCGCCACCGACAUGAUCACCACCAUGGCGGGUGGCGAUCCAGCAGUCGUGCGUGCAGAAUUGGGCUGUAUGCCAGACAUGGAUUGUAAUGUGGAUAAUCAGUUAGUGUUCCAUGUCAUGGAUCGAUAUUCGGGUAAUGGAGUAGGUUUAUGA